Messenger RNA from Exophiala bonariae, 729 nucleotides. RefSeq lists its product as uncharacterized. Bases 1 to 729 code for a protein of 242 amino acids. Gene Ontology annotation, biological process: regulation of DNA-templated transcription. NCBI's taxonomy places the organism in Eukaryota, Fungi, Ascomycota, Eurotiomycetes, Chaetothyriales, Herpotrichiellaceae. The record is from RefSeq and is a predicted model, not a curated record. The transcript has 3 exons.
AUGGCAUCGACAUCUUCGCCCGUCGACCUCUCGAACCCAGGCCGCCGUCUGCGCGUCGGCGUCAUCCUCGUCAACUCCAAGACGGAAAUCCUUGAUGUUGCGCCCGUGGACAUCUUCUCGGGCAUCUCCAAGGCUUUCCUCCCCAACCUCCCAGGAUUCAUGAUGAGCGACAAGAUGCGCGACGAGGCCCUGGACGUCGAGUUCUUCUGGGUCAACGAAAGCGGCGACCACGCCGAACUCACGGGUGGAAUGAGUGUGAAACCUACACACACAUUCGAAACCUGUCCCCCACUGGACAUCGCACUGAUGGGCGCACACGACGCGGGCUACAUGCUCUCACCCGGCGAAAUCGCAUUUAUCCGUAAGACGCACGACGACUGCGCCGCCUUCAUCGCCAUCUGCGGCGGGUUUCUGUGUGUGCUACAAGCGGGCCUCUUGGCCGGGAAAACGGCGACGGCGCCGAGACCUUUCGUCGCCCAUCUGCGAAACAGCAACCCUGAAGUGAACUGGGUCGAGAAGCGCUAUGUCCGUGACGGGAAGAUCUGGACCAGUGGGGCGUUGCUCAAUGGCGUGGAUUUGGUGGCGGCUUUUGCAGAGGAAUUUUGGGGCGGUGGAGUGGGCAAGGGGAAGGAGAAGGCUGAGCCGAAUGAUCUUGUCGAGUUUUCGCUCAGGCUGGGCGCCUAUCCCAGACGUGACGUCGAGUAUAGGGAUGUGCCGUGGGUGAUUUGA